Messenger RNA from Panicum hallii, 526 nucleotides. RefSeq names its product cysteine proteinase inhibitor 1-like. Bases 1 to 381 code for a protein of 126 amino acids. Lineage: Eukaryota; Viridiplantae; Streptophyta; Magnoliopsida; Poales; Poaceae. The record is from RefSeq and is a predicted model, not a curated record. Gene Ontology annotation, molecular function: cysteine-type endopeptidase inhibitor activity. The transcript has a single exon.
AUGAGGAGAUCGCCGCUGGCGCUUCCGCUCGGGAUCGCGCUCCUGCUGCUGCGCGCUGCGGCGACGCUCCCCGCGCCGUCGCGCGCCGAGUGGGCGCCGGUCCCGGACGUGAACGGCCUGCUGAUCAAGCAGGUGGGGCAGUUCGCGGUGCUCGUGUACGACAUGGCGCACCGCAAGGACCUGUCGUUCGUGGGCGUGAUGCGCGGCCACACGCAGGACGCCGUGGAUGGCGGCACUAACUACCGCCUCGUGGUGGCCGCGGCCAGGCCCGGCGGCGCCGGGACGACGACCACCGUGGAGUACGACAGCCUGGUGUGGGGCGUGCCGGGGUCGCGCGCCGACACCUGGAAGCUCCACAGGUUCAGGAAGAUCGACAGCUAGCGAGCUAGCUGCUGAUCAGCUGAUAUGGUGGCUAGGCUUGGAGGUUUUUUACGGUCCUCAAGCCGCAGCUAGCUAGCGGUGCUACUGUUAUUACUCGAUCUAUCAUUCUAUCCCAUUAUCAUAUAGAGCAACACUAGUAUCAUAU